UUAUUCAUUUUUUUUUGCAAAUAUAAAAAACGAAAAGGUGUGCUUAAAGUAUUGAAAUAAUAAAGUAAGUCACAAAUAAAAUAAAUAAUAAUUUUAAAAAAUUUUAAAUAAGAGGAGUGGUCAAAUGCGUGAGCCCCACAUAUCAGACAAUCCACGUCAGCUUUCUCUAUUCCCUCUCCUCUCCCUUCCUCGUCUCUCUCUUCUCUCAUGGCAUGGCGUGCGACGGGCGGGGAGGAGACCGCACCGCUCGCCCACGCUGGCCGAGUCCCGGUAGCGCCGCUCGCCCUUGCCGGCUGAGUCCCAGCGACGCCGCUCGCCCUCGCCGGCUGAGUCCCGGCGGCGCCGCUCGCCCUCGCCGGCCGCGUCCCGGCCGUGCCGCUCGCCCUCGCCGGCGAGCUCAACGAUGGCGCUGCCGAGCCACCACCACGGCGACCUGCGGCAGCGAGGGGCAGGCGCAGCUGAGCGGGACGGUGAGGUUGUCGCCGGCAACGAGGCCGAUGGCUGGUGCUGCUGAUCGACGGGGUGCCGGCGAGCCUCAUGCUGGGCCUCGUCAAGAACGACGGCGCCAUCAGGCUGAGCGUCAUCCGCCUCGUGCUAUAGGCGUUGCCACGCACGACGGCAUCGCCAACGAUGAGCACCAAAAUAACAAAAGCACAAUGGAAUGGAGAUAAUCGGCACGGCAAAGAAGAGGACAUCAAUGAGCACGAGCAGAAAAGGGAGGAGAAAGCCAAGAAACCAACAACCGUGGGGAAGGAGGAGAAGAAGAAGAGAGCGGCGGCGGCGAUCACCUCCUGUCCUCUCGUUGCGAGGGGCUCCUCCAGAAGCCGGCGCUGUAGAAGCUCGCCCACACCUGCUUCUCCAUGUCGACGAGGUGUUCGGUCAUGGGCGUGGCUGGGAACUCGGCCUCUACCUUCCUAGCCUUGGUGGCCGCGACGGCCAGCGACCUUGGGGAGGCGACGUCCAGGGCGAGGAGCUCGCCCAUCUCCUUCCGCUUCGUGGAGCGGACACCGCGGCGGCGCCCACCACAGACGGCGUGGCGGGGACGUGGACGGCCGCGAGGACGACAAGCUCAACGACGGCGAAGGGGAAGCAGCAGCAAACCGCGGCGCACUCCGCCGCCGUCCCGCCCGCCACCUCCCCGCACCGCGACUGCUGCUCCCGCACCCGCCGCCACUCCCGCUCCCUCCUCAUCUCCACCGACGAGCUGGACCGCGAGGCGGUCGGAGACCCACGUCUUGAGCUCGCGCUGCCCUGAGCCCGCGCGCCGCCUGGGGGAAGCUCGCGUCGCCUCGGGAGCCACCGUCGCCGGCCGCGCGCGCCGCCGUGGGUGCCCUAGCACCGGCAUCCCCAUGCCCUGCGAGAGUAGAGAGCAGAGAGGGACGGCGAGGGCGAGCGGCGCGGCCGGGACUCAGCCGACGCGGGCGAGCGGCCUCAGCUUCUUCCCGCCGGCCAUCCCCGCCGCCACUGCGGAGACCCCGCACCACCGCUGCAGGCGAUGGUGCGCUUCCGCGACGCUGGGUGCACCCUCAGCCUCAUGGACCGGCGCCGGUGAGGGCGAGCGGCGCGGCCGGGACUUGGCCGGCGUGGUCUGUCUGACAUGUGGGGCCCAUGUGGGUCCCGCUGACUCAGCGUCCACGUCGGACAAAACCGGGGUUAAAACCACUGAGUGAAUGGUUUGUAAGUUGAGGAUGCCACGUAUCUGGUUUUGUAAUUAGGGGACGAUUUUGUAUCUCGAUGACAAGUUGAGGGACCUUCGGUGUACUUUUUCCUUAUAUAUCACAGCCCAAAGAAGAGGGAGGUAAAAUAGACUUUUUUUAGCUAUAUAUGUCACAGCCCAAUAGGAGGGAGAAAAAUUAGACUUAUGCUGAGGUAAAGCGCGAUGGGCCGUAGUGCCUUGGGGCCGGCCCAGCACGGCCCGAGGCGUGUUGGGCCGUGCCUGGGCCGUGAGUGCGGCACGUGGGCUGGCACGGCACGGCCCGGUGCGUCCGUCGGGCCGUGCCGACCCGACAAGCCUCGGCCCAGGCACGGCCGGGCGGCCCAUAUGGCCAUGUAUACUGACUGACAAGCGCCCAUCUUCCUUGUCUCCGCUUCGUCUUCGUCUCAGACGAACUCGCCUCCCGACGCGCGCCCUUCGUCUCCCCUUUCUUGGCUCUCCUCUUCUUCCUCCUCCGCACCGGCGCCUCGAGUUCGCCUCCCGACGCGCGCCUGUUUCGAUCUCUCCUGCGUUCUUUCAGGAUGGGGGUACCCGUGGCCCAGCUCGGCAAGAGCAGCGGCGCCGGCGACGCGGCGACCGGUGGCGGUGGCGAGGUGGCGGAUUUCUUGUUGGCCGACAGCUCCCCGAGACGUUCCUCAUCCGCGGCCAAGGAGACCGGAUUGGAUGGCACGGAGGGCACGCAUGACGGCGGCGCUGCAGGCGACCACGGCGAGGCGGGCGAGGCCGGCGCGGCGGCGGCGCGCGGUCAUGGCGGCGGUGGCGAGGUGGGCCCGGAUGGUGAUGGCGCGGAUGGCGUUCAGGAGGAGGCGCUCGUGGCGAGGUGCGUCGUCUGUCGUCGGCGGCAGGUGGCCGAUGAGGGUGAGGGAGGCGUCUGCUCAGUAUGCCUGAGGAGGAGGAUGCUAUCAUCGGUGGUCUGCGUCGACGACAUGAGCGCCGUCGCCGACGCGACCGCAGGAGUGGGCAUGCUCUACUACUGCCCGUCCUGCGACGCGUUCGGCCGUGGCGGCGUCCACGAUCACGAGGUGCUCGUCCUCGGCAUGUUCCGAGGUGACUGGUGCGCAUGGUUGACAGGGGCCGAGAGGAUGGCGCCCAUCUUCCUAGGAAUCGAGAGUGACCGGCUCCCGUCUCCGUUUCUUGGCCGGCCGUACUUGCUUCAGCCAUCACCGGGCACCCGCUGCAGGGUCUGCUCCGACAUUGCCUCGCUCGAUGGUCUCUACAGCAGGCUGGCCACGCUCUGUACGAUAUCUUGCUGGGCGCAUGCUGACCACGCUGCUGCUGCGGCGGCGCACCCGUGGGUUCUGUCUCUCUUGGAAGUUGGCUGCUCAGCUCAGCCUGAGCAGCUGCUGGACCUAUUCUGCACCACGUGUCGCGAGGCCUUUCUCUAUGGGGACUGCCACUGCGACGACCACCAUCACCAUCUGCUCCCACUCGUGUUCCACUCAAGGAUGGGUCUGUGCGUGCAGAUUUCGCGUGGUCAUUGGCUAUGGUCCGUCUGGGAGAGCAUCGCCGACGCCGAACUCGCCGCGGACAUUCUCCACAGCAGCGCCACCAGCACGAGAUUGAUCCCCAUCCGUGGCAGGACGGCCCAGCGGUGCAGAUGGUGCCAGAAGCGCCUUCUCGACGGAGGCGGGACCACCUGCUCGCUCCGCUGUCGUCUUUCCCUGCCCACUUUGCUCCCCAGGGCACUCAGAGUACCUGCCUAGCCAGCUACGGUAUGGCAUGGCCGCUGCCCCCUCUUCCCUGCCUUUCUUUUCGCAAACUGAUUGAUGCAUCAGAGAUUCAGAGGAGUGUGUAUUUUGGCCUUGCAAUGUGUGCAUCAACAUUUGACAGUGAACAAAGCCCACUGAUUCUGCCUCGUAUGAAUUCCUUUUGCUGUGUA
Oryza sativa Japonica Group (Japanese rice) is the source of this 3593-nucleotide messenger RNA. RefSeq lists its product as uncharacterized. The record is from RefSeq and is a predicted model, not a curated record. Lineage: Eukaryota; Viridiplantae; Streptophyta; Magnoliopsida; Poales; Poaceae.